This is a messenger RNA of Xyrauchen texanus (razorback sucker), 5582 nucleotides long. RefSeq names its product AP-2 complex subunit alpha-2-like. Gene Ontology annotation, molecular function: clathrin-cargo adaptor activity. Bases 682 to 3618 code for a protein of 978 amino acids. The transcript has 22 exons. Lineage: Eukaryota; Metazoa; Chordata; Actinopteri; Cypriniformes; Catostomidae. Gene Ontology annotation, biological process: intracellular protein transport; clathrin-dependent endocytosis. The record is from RefSeq and is a predicted model, not a curated record. Gene Ontology annotation, cellular component: membrane coat; AP-2 adaptor complex.
AGCCCCGUCCUGGUAAACUGACUGAACGAAAAGUCUCGUACAUUAUUGACGACUUUCUACAGACUAGAUUUAUCUUUUUCUCGAGAAACGGAUCUGUCAGUUAGGCUCGUCAACAAGUUGGAUUUCACGUUGUCCCAUCGCUGUCAUUUGGGUGAUGUAUUCUCACAUUUGAUAGAGCUGAACAGCUCGCUAGCUGUUUGGCUAGCUUGCCGUGCGUGACUCAAAGUCAGAUAGGGAGCAAUUGUUAUUUUAACAACAUCCACAUUUAGGUGCGUAACCAUAAAUUAACAACAACACUUGGACUUGUUUUAAAUUUAAAUGAGUCAGUGCCGCAACUGAGGCGUAUCACUUGUAUCGUCGCUUUCCCAUUGAAGAGAGUUCAAGGGUUUGAAUGAAUUAGCCAGGAGAAACACCAAUCAUUCGGACUACAGAGCUUCACACUCACACGCUGCAUUAACCUAUUUUAUUCAUAACACACUCGUUUGAUACAUUGUUUGUUUAUUUAACACCAAUCCAAUUCAUAAUUAGUAGCUUUGCCAACUAGUGUGUGAGUCCGUGGUAGUUAGCCCGCUAGCUCGGUGUGUUUGAACUCACCCAUCGCCUGUUAAACCUGCACCUUCCGAGCAUCUGAAAGUAAUUUGUUUCGUGUUGAGGCCGACUUGAGGAAACACCCCUGCAAACAUGCCGGCUGUGUCGAAGGGAGACGGAAUGCGAGGAUUAGCGGUGUUCAUUUCGGACAUCAGGAAUUGUAAGAGUAAAGAAGCUGAGAUCAAACGCAUAAAUAAAGAGUUGGCCAACAUCCGCUCCAAGUUUAAAGGAGACAAAGCUUUGGAUGGCUACAGCAAGAAGAAAUAUGUGUGCAAACUACUCUUCAUCUUCCUUCUGGGCCACGACAUUGACUUUGGCCACAUGGAGGCUGUCAACCUGCUCAGUUCCAACAAAUAUACAGAGAAACAGAUCGGUUAUCUGUUCAUCUCUGUGCUGGUGAACAGCAACAGUGAACUGAUCAGGCUGAUUAACAAUGCCAUCAAGAAUGACCUGUCAAGCAGAAACCCCACCUUCAUGUGUCUGGCGCUUCACUGCAUCGCUAAUGUGGGCAGCAGAGAGAUGGCUGAGGCCUUCGCUGGAGAGAUCCCGCGCAUCCUUGUGGCUGGUGACACGAUGGAUAGUGUGAAGCAGUCUGCUGCUCUGUGUCUACUCCGCCUGUAUAAGACUUCCCCAGAUCUGGUGCUCAUGGGGGAAUGGACCUCUAGAGUGGUGCAUCUGCUCAAUGACCAGCACAUGGGUGUGGUGACUGCUGCAAUCUCCUUGAUCACCUGUCUCAGCCAGAAGAACCCAGAUGAGUUCAAGACCUGUGUGUCACUUGCCGUGUCUCGUCUUAGCAGGAUUGUGUCCUCAGCCUCCACUGACUUGCAAGACUACACUUAUUACUUCGUGCCUGCUCCUUGGCUUUCUUGCAAGUUGCUGCGACUGCUGCAGUGCUACCCUCCACCUGAGGAUGGCGCUGUGAAGGGACGGCUGGUGGAGUGUCUGGAGACCAUCCUCAACAAAGCCCAAGAGCCACCCAAGUCCAAGAAGGUUCAGCACUCCAACGCCAAGAAUGCCAUCCUGUUUGAAGCCAUCUCUCUCAUAAUUCACUAUGAUAGUGAGCCGAAUCUUCUUGUGCGUGCGUGUAAUCAGCUGGGGCAGUUCUUACAGCAUAGAGAGACUAACCUGCGCUACCUGGCCCUGGAGAGCAUGUGCACGCUUGCCAGCUCUGAGUUUUCCCACGAGGCAGUCAAAACACACAUAGAGACAGUCAUCAAUGCCCUGAAGACUGAGAGGGAUGUCAGUGUGCGUCAGAGAGCUGCUGACCUGCUCUAUGCCAUGUGCGACCGCAGCAAUGCCAAACAGAUUGUCGCAGAGAUGUUGAGUUACCUGGAGACAGCCGACUACUCUAUCAGAGAGGAGAUGGUUCUGAAAGUGGCCAUCCUGGCAGAGAAAUAUGCAGUAGACUACUCCUGGUAUGUGGACACCAUUCUGAAUCUCAUCCGCAUUGCUGGUGAUUACGUCAGUGAGGAAGUGUGGUAUCGUGUCAUCCAGAUCGUCAUCAAUCGUGAUGAUGUGCAGGGAUAUGCAGCCAAGACAGUCUUUGAGGCUUUGCAGGCUCCAGCAUGUCAUGAGAAUAUGGUGAAAGUUGGAGGAUACAUCCUUGGAGAGUUUGGUAAUCUUAUUGCUGGAGAUCCUCGUUCCAGUCCUCUGGUUCAGUUUAACCUGCUCCACUCUAAGUUUCACCUAUGUUCGGUUCCCACUCGUGCCCUACUGCUUUCUGCCUAUAUUAAGUUCAUUAAUCUGUUUCCGGAGACAAAAAGCACCAUUCAGGAAGUGCUGCGCUCUGACAGCCAGAUCAGGAAUAGUGAUGUAGAGCUUCAGCAGAGAGCUGUGGAGUAUCUCAAACUUUCCUCCAUUGCUAGCACUGAUGUGUUGGCCACAGUGCUGGAGGAGAUGCCACCAUUCCCAGAGAGAGAGUCAUCCAUCCUGGCCAAACUGAAAAAGAAGAAAGGACCAGGAGCCGUAUCUGUGAAUGAACUAGAGGAGGGAAAAAGAGAGGGAGGGGAACUCAAUGGAGGGGGAGAGAGAGGAGACAGCUCUGCCAUUGCUGCAUCUAAUGCUUCCACUCCAUCCCCAUCUGCUGACCUUCUGGGGAUCCGCACGGGCCCUCCUGUUGCUGCUGCUGCUGCUUCCAGUGCAGGCAGCUUAUUGGUUGAUGUUUUCUCAGAGGCUGGUAUCAAUGAUGAUGGCUUCCUGAGAGAUCUGGAACCUCCCACUGAAAGCUCUGAAUCCCUAUUGGCUGAGGGUCCUGGUGACUCUGAUUCUGCUCCCCCUUCUGCGGUCUCUGAAGAUCCUGCUCCUCUGCCUGAGUCAAACGAACUGCUCAACAAGUUUGUAUGUAAAAACAAUGGAGUUCUGUUCGAGAAUCAGCUGCUACAGAUAGGCAUCAAGUCUGAAUAUCGUCAGAACCUGGGGCGGAUGUAUCUGUUCUAUGGCAAUAAGACAUCAGUGCAGUUUGUAAACUUUACCACCACAGUCACCUGCCCAGGAGAGCUACAGUCUCAGCUCAAUGUUCAGACUAAACUAGUGGAGCCUCUCAUAGAAGGAGGUGCGCAGGUGCAGCAGGUCAUCAACAUCGAGUGUUUGUCUGAGUUCACUGAUGCACCACUUCUCAACAUUAAGUUCAGGUAUGGUGGAGCUCUACAGAACCUCACACUCAAGCUGCCCGUUACCAUAAAUAAGUUCUUCCAACCCACAGAGAUGGCGUCACAUGACUUCUUUCAACGCUGGAAACAGCUCAGCCUGCCACAGCAAGAAGCACAGAAGAUCUUCAAGUCCAACAACGCAAUGGACCCUGAAGUACUCAAAGCUAAGUUACUGGGAUUGGGCAUGGCUCUCCUGGAGAAUGUGGAUCCGAACCCUGAAAAUUUUGUGUGUGCUGGAGUGAUCCAAACCAAGGCCCAGCAAGUUGGAUCUCUGUUAAGACUCGAGCCCAACACACAGGCUCAGAUGUACCGGUUGACUCUGCGCAGCAGUAAGGACACUGUCUCCAAGCGUCUUUGUGAGCUGCUUGCAGAACAGUUCUAGACAGCGAGCUAAGACCAGCACCAUCUAGAACCAACGACCAGACCAGCGUUCCACCUGAAAGACCCCAGAAUAAAGAUUCAACAAAAGCAUUCAUGCAUAAGGGAAAAAGUAGCUGUCUGCCUCUGGCAGCCAUAUUACUGUCCUUCUGAUAAUGAUUAUUAUUAUUACUGUUAUUAUCAUCAGCUCUGCCCUUGUUUUUAUUGAUGUUUACCUGUGUGUGAGCAAUGGAGUGAAAGGAAGUGCAUGUAUGUUUUUUCGUACAUGUGUGAAAGAGUCAUGGUGUUAGUUCUGUUCUCCGUCCUGCCUGUUUAACGAUCAACUCCUGUGCUUGUGUUGACUGCUGGUGUGUGUUGUGGUUUGGGGGGAGGGUGAAAAGUAAAGAAAAAGAUGCAAUUUGAGGAAGCCUUCCCUCUUUCCUGUUUUAUCCAUUAAGUUUCAACCUUAAGCCACUCACACAUAUGUUGGACUGCACAUUAUCUGUUUCUUUGGAACAUUCCUUUUUUGACAGUUAUUGAGUGGACUGGGUAAGUCUGUUAGCAGGGCAGAAAAACACAAUCUCAAUACACUAAAAGAAAUGGCACUUCCUUUUAAAGAGGCCAGAAUCACUAAUCCCAUCCCUUUAUCUCUCCUUUUCCUCCUCCACUGAAGUCUGUCAUAUCCAGAGCCAUUGGUGUACAUAGCAAAAGAAAAAGAUAUUCCAGGAGUAUCCUACAAGCAUUUCCAAUUCAUGCCACCAUGGUCCUUCUGACAUAAAAAUGGCCAGUGCACUUUAAGAGGCUUUGCGAGGAAAGGCUUUUAUAGUCCCAACCCCUUUUCCUGUACUUGUCCUAUGUAUUCAAUACUCGUCCUGACCGCGUACCUGACACAAUGAUUAUUGAAAAACAAAUCUCUAUAUAUAAAUAUAUAUAUAUAUAUAAAACCAUGUAAAUGAUUUCCCUUCAUGGUUGCAUUUGUAUGUCUGUUGUUUUUGAUAGUGGUAUACUGUCAGUGUGUUUUCUUAAGUGGUUGAUGUUUUUGCUCUUCUUUUGAACAUUGCAUUCUGUACUAUGAGUGAAUGGGCAUAAUGUUUCAGGUUUGUCGUACAGUGUUAAACAAGGUGGCGUGGAAUGAGAAUAAGACAGUUUAGCAGAGGGAAGGUCAGGUCCCUGUGUGCGCCUGCACACACACACAUGAAGAGUGCAACAGCAAUGGACUUAUAUGUCUCAAUUUUUCUUUUUUUUUUAAAUAACUUGAAAGAAAAAAAAAACAUAUGGAGGACUUUAACAUCAUCUGUUCAUCCUCCAGCACAGUUAUUGACUGAAAUUAAUAGUAGAUAGUGGUUACCUCAUUACUAAAUCCUUACACGGCACACAAUUAUCUUUGCUCUGUUGAGUGGUGAUUGGCCUCCCAUGUAGACCCAUAUUUGCUUGUCUUGCAGCAAUAAAACCUGGGAAAGUACUUAGUUUGUGAAAAGUUGUGCAAGAAAUUUGUCACAUGCACACAGUUGUACACACACAUAAGCAUGCAUUCUUAGGCUUAGAGGACGGGGGCUUCGGGGAGCACUGGACCAAAGCAGCUGCCAACUGUCAAUCACAUACAGGGAUCAUUAUUAUUUUGGUCAGCAUUGUGUGGCGAGCGAAUGUGUGGUAUAUUCUGUGCGUGUAGUGUGUGAUCCAUGUAAAACAAUAUUAUGAAAUGUAUAGGACAUUGUCAUAUUAGUUCAAUUUAAGGGGUCAUGCUUCCCUCAAUGCAGAGAUGCAGUACUGGGGACAUUGUCAUUGUAGUUGAUUAUAGAGUCACAGUCAUGGCGUGUGUGUUUCUGUGUGUGUCUAUGCCGUAUCCGCUAGUUAAUGCAGCCCCAGAGUAUCGCUGUUCAACCUGUCAGAUACCUGUGUUAGAUUAAAUUUACUCUGUACUGAAUAAUGUGAAAGUAAAAUUAUGCCAUAUACUCGAACCAGGUGUUUUCAUUGACUGUUUUAGGGGUG